AUGCUCGUACGUGGCGACACGAGUGACGAGACUCCGGUCUACUACUUUAAGAAGACUACGAAGACCAACGGCCAGGCGAAACAGUGGGUCCUGAAACUUGAAACGGAGCCGAUCUUCUACGGUCGUCUUGUUAGGACGACACAUUCUUGGGUUUUUCAUGAUAUUGAUGAAGAAAAAUACAACACGUAUUUUCGAAUGGUGUCAUGUCAAGACCCCUAG
Messenger RNA from Cooperia oncophora, 219 nucleotides. The record is from the annotation of a GenBank genome assembly. Lineage: Eukaryota; Metazoa; Nematoda; Chromadorea; Rhabditida; Trichostrongylidae.